GUUGUAGGAUUGUAGACCUAUGCAUAAAACGGAAGAGAUGGUGGCAGGAGUAAGAGGACAUUGUUUCCGGAAAUUGAGUUAAAUUCUAAGCAACAUGGCGAAACAUCAUCCAGAUCUAAUAUUUUGCAGAAAACAGCCAGGAGUCGCUAUUGGCCGAUUGUGUGAGAAAUGUGAUGGAAAAUGUGUUAUAUGUGAUUCAUAUGUGCGACCGUGCACAUUAGUGCGGAUUUGUGAUGAAUGUAACUAUGGAUCUUACCAAGGCCGGUGUGUAAUCUGUGGAGGACCUGGGGUGUCGGAUGCGUACUACUGCAAGGAGUGUACCAUUCAAGAGAAAGAUCGUGAUGGAUGUCCAAAGAUUGUGAAUUUGGGUAGCUCUAAAACUGAUCUGUUCUAUGAACGGAAAAAAUAUGGCUUCAAACGGAGGUGAAGAGGCCGUUGAACUUCUGUACAUUUUAUUGAUGUGGAUUGUGAGGAAGUUUGACUGUAACAGCUGAGUGUAGCAAUGCCAACAAAUAAGUGUGUUCCACAAAUGUAAUGAAGACUUCUCAGGGAAUCAACCAUGUCAGACUGAAAUUGGUGGCCAGUGUUUCUGAAACUUUUUCUGGAAUGGAAAUGUAUUCCAUCUUGACAUGGCUGGCUGCCCAAGAGGAUUUUGCUAUAUUUGUUUCAUGUGUAAGGUUCAAAUCCUGUAUUCGACAAAUGUCUUCUGUUACGCUGUAUGAAAUGUGACAUUAAAAACCUUUAGUUCUCUACUGAUGUA
This is a messenger RNA of Cryptotermes secundus, 760 nucleotides long. It is a transcript of the gene Phf5a, whose product is annotated as PHD finger-like domain-containing protein 5A. The record is from RefSeq and is a predicted model, not a curated record. Lineage: Eukaryota; Metazoa; Arthropoda; Insecta; Blattodea; Kalotermitidae. The transcript has 3 exons. Gene Ontology annotation, cellular component: U2 snRNP; U12-type spliceosomal complex; precatalytic spliceosome. The coding region runs from base 95 to 427 and encodes 110 amino acids. Gene Ontology annotation, biological process: mRNA splicing, via spliceosome.